Boeremia exigua is the source of this 1156-nucleotide messenger RNA. Its product is annotated as Chloroperoxidase. NCBI's taxonomy places the organism in Eukaryota, Fungi, Ascomycota, Dothideomycetes, Pleosporales, Didymellaceae. The record is from RefSeq and is a predicted model, not a curated record. The transcript has 3 exons. The coding region runs from base 1 to 828 and encodes 275 amino acids. Gene Ontology annotation, molecular function: peroxidase activity.
AUGGGGUUGACGCAGAAACUCACCAAACCGUUCAUCGACCUGUCUGUCAUGACAUGGGACUUUGGCAUCUUCCUGGCUAAUCUCAUCCUUCCAGCCCAUCCGCCCAACGGCGUCAUUGCUGCAGGUAUACCCGGUCACGCAGGGUCAUGGCCGGAAUAUACAGCACCACGCGAGGGUGACUCUCGAUCCGCGUGCCCCAUGCUCAACGCAAUGGCCAACCAUGGCAUUCUCCCCCACGACGGCAAGAACAUCACCUUCCGCGACCUGAACACCACUGUACGACAGACCUUCAACUUUGCGCCAUCGUUCUGCUUCUUCGUGCCCAAGUUCUCUGCUGAUUUCCUCGGCCGCUCGUACUGGACCGGCAAGUUCGAUCUCGAAGAGCUGAGCAAACACAACGCUAUUGAGCACGACGCGAGUCUCACAAGAAGAGACGCAGCGCAAGUGCCUGAUCAGGGGAAGCCGGAUCUACCGCUUGUCGAGGAAUUACUGGCUGUUGCAACCGGGAAGGGGGAGAAGGGGGAGCCAAUCCUGACGAAAGACGACCUGAGCAAGCAGUUGGCGAAGAGAAGGAGCGAGGCGAGGGCAGAGAAUCCAAACUACUCGGAAAGUCGCUUCCACAACAUGUUUGGGAGCGCGAAUUCUUCGACGAUGCUCACCAUCUUUGGUGGCCGUGUGGAUGAUCUCAGACCUAUGCUGGUGGAGGAGCGAUUCUCGGAGAAUUGGGAACCGCGGAUUCGCUCGCGAUAUGGCCUCACAAUGGCGGCAUUCAAUGGGACGGUAUUGCCGGUUGAGCGAGGAGUCAAGCAGAAGCUGAAGGAGCUGUAGGCAGGAUCUCCAACUUGUUUGGAAUGCCACGGGCAGGCGUGUCAGCCCCCUAUAUUCACUCCAGUACUACGAUAGAGACGAGAAGUAGUCUUUUGCUUAGUACGUCAGGGGUCUGGAUAGACGAUGAAGGAGAAUUGCAGAGAUUGCUGCUGUUGCUUGUUAAAGUCUUACCAAGCCUGUCAGAAAUGGUCUAUUGUGAACCGUGAACUAUCUUCAAGGAUUUUGAUUAGUUAUGGUCGUGGCAAGGAGGUGGCUAUUCAUCGAGCGCACAGACUGACGGCCACAUCGUCAUGGCGUCGUUCCUCUCAGUCCAUCUCUUCCACCCCCC